This is a messenger RNA of Ipomoea triloba (trilobed morning glory), 3014 nucleotides long. RefSeq lists its product as uncharacterized. Bases 536 to 2443 code for a protein of 635 amino acids. The record is from RefSeq and is a predicted model, not a curated record. The transcript is spliced from 7 exons. NCBI's taxonomy places the organism in Eukaryota, Viridiplantae, Streptophyta, Magnoliopsida, Solanales, Convolvulaceae.
GACCAUAACCUGAAUCCUAAUCGAAAAUUCGCAAUUCCCAAAUCGCAAGUUCAGACUUCCCCACUCCUCCGUCGAAGGCUCGUCGGGCUCGACGCUCUCCCCUCCACUCGUCUUCUCCGACCUCCAUUGUUGCUCUACGAGUCUUCUCUAGCCCACGCCUAAGUCUACGCCCUCAGCCUCAGUCCUCAAGGCCUCACUGCCUCAGCCCUUCGUGUCGUCCUCAGACGCCAUCGCGCCGAGUCGCCAACGCCUACACCUUUCCGCCCAGUCGGCCUAGACGCCGGUGGCCCCUCUCCGCCCAGUUGACGACGCUGAGUCAGUCUGUCCGACGUUCCACCUCCGGACCUCCCCCCUCAGAUUGUAAAGGUUCAUCUGACAGAUAUGUAUGGUGCAUAGCUCGUACUUGCCUAACUGUAUAUUUGUAGAGCUUGAAUUGAAAGAUACAUGAUGGUUAGGUUUUCAAGUUAGACAUGAUAAAAUGGUAUAGAAUGAUUUAAUAAGUUGUAGCAAACAUUUUUGAAGUGAGAUCUGUGGCAUGGCGCAACCUAAGAAGAACCUCAAGAAUCUGAUCCCACUCUUCAUCCUCCUCUCUCUCUCCGCCCUCUUCCUCUUCUCCUUCUCCCCCGCCACCCCAAUCCCCGCCACCGUUCCCACUCAGCCCACCUCCCAGCCCCAGCCCUCGCACCUCCAAACCCCAAUCACCACCACCGCCGACAACAAGAGCUUCACCUUCAUCAUCAAAGUCCUCGCCUACAACCGCCUCUCCUCCCUCUCCCGCUGCCUCAACUCUCUCGCCGCCGCCCACUACGACGACCACGCCGUCCACCUCCACAUCUUCAUCGACCACUUCCCUGUCCCCGCCAAAGCCUCCCUCGAUGUCGACCGGAACCUCAAUUCCUCCAGGCACAUUCUCGAUUUCGUUGAUGGCUUUGGCUGGAAAUUCGGCGCUAAGGUCGUGCACUACCGCACUUCCAACGCUGGCCUACAGGCGCAGUGGCUGGAGGCCUGGUGGCCUAGCUCCGACGACGAGUUCGCCUUCGUCGUCGAGGAUGAUCUCGAGGUUUCGCCUUUGUACUUUCGGUUUCUCAAGAAUCUGAUUGUGCAUUAUUACUACAAUGCUUCCAAUUUCAGUCCGAUGAUCUACGGGGCAUCCUUGCAGCGUCCGAGGUUUGUGCCAGGUAAGCAUGGAAACAAAAUGGAAAUAGAUAGUAGAACUCGAGUCUUUUUGUACCAGUUAGUUGGCACUUGGGGUCAACUUCUGUUUCCAAGGCCUUGGAAAGAAUUCCGUUUGUGGUAUGACACACACAAGUCUAAGGGCAUGAAGCCUGUUCUUGACGGGAUGGUUACAACAGGAUGGUACAAAAAAAUGGGCGAAAGAAUUUGGACUCCAUGGUUUAUUAAAUUUAUUCAUGCUCGUGGUUACUUCAAUAUCUAUACCAACCUUCUGUAUGAAAGAGCGCUUAGUAUCUCACAUCGUGAUGCUGGCGUUAACUAUGGGAAGUCAGUUGGACCAGAUUCAAAUUUAGUUAGUGAGAAUUCUAUUGAUAUCAACCACUUGGAAUUUCACCCUUUGCAUAGCAUGAAGUGGUAUGAUUUCUGCUUCAAAGAAGUUUUUCCAGAUAGAAUUGUACAGCAUUUCAAUGAACUUGGGUCUGUUAUCCCUUCCCUGCAGAAAAUGAGUAAUGUUAUACUUGUGGCCCUACAUCAGGAGUCAGAGUCAGUUGUUAGGAACUUGCUCUGCCAUUUUGAGAGGUCGUAUAUUCGGAAUUACAUCUUAAUGGGCCCAAAAUCUGAUCUCCUACUUGAUCUUGCAAUAAGAGGUCACCCUGUGAUUGAUACUGACAGACUUUAUGACAAUAUAAGAGUCUAUGACAAAUCUAACUUCAAUGAAUCUACUGUGGAACUGACUAAGGAGAUUUUUGUCAAGGCCUAUGUGGUCAAGAAAACCUUGGAACUUGGAUAUGGUAUUAUGGUGACUGAUUGCAACAGGGUUCCUCUGAACAGUGAAUCCUUUCUCGAUUUCAUUGAUACUGAUACAGCUAAUGACUUCUUUGUGGGGAAGAACUUAGAACUAGUUUUUGCCAGGAGCUCAUCUUCUGCUGCGAAGACUUGGGGUGACAGUAUCUUGACCCAAUUAGGUGCUGAAUUGAUCACAGCCACAUCAAGCGAUUCAGAUCCAACAGGAAAGAAUUUCGUGUAUGUGGUUAAAAAGUUAUUUGAGCAGAAGGGUGUUAAAUUCAAUACCUUUGAUGAAAACAAAUCUAGUUUAAAUAUCAGUUCCUUUGAUGCUAGCCAAACGCCGUUUAUACAGGAUAGAGGAAAAUUUGUACUUUGGUCUUCAGAGACGAGCACAAAUUUGAUUCAGCAACAGCUUGUACAAUUAGGUCUGUGGAUUGUGGAUAGUGAUAUGUCAUGUACUGCUGUCAUUUGCUACCCUCCAUAGCUUUUGGUGGCAUUAGUAGCAGUUAAAUUAUAAUCCUGAUGGACCAAAAGUGUUGCAAAGAAGUGUUUUGGAGAAUUGGCAACUCCAAAUUUGUAAUCUUGGAAUUCCCACCAAACAUUUUGAUGGAGAGGUGCAUGCUAGGAUUACGGGUAUGGGUUAUCUGUUUAUACACUUUCAGUGAUCAAGCAAGAAACCUUUUGUGUGCUACUUGAGACAAGGACAAGAUGGGAGCUAGCUAAUGCAAAUGAGGCAGAGAUUAGGUGAGAAUUGCAGUCUUUUUUUACAUUAUUAGUUCAUUGUCUACUGAAGAAGAAUCGUGAGGUCGUCACCUGUUCCUUCAUGCUUUACCCUAUUUUGAAAUGCAUCAGUAAGUUGCCUGCCUCAGGUCAUAGAAAAAUGUGCUUGAAAUCUUCUUGGUUUCUUAUUAUAAUCCAUGUUUGCUGUGGUAUUGUCUUUUUUUUCUUCAUCUGAUGGAAAUCACCCAAUGACCUUGUACUUCAUUGCUUUGUUUAUCAGUGAUCAAAAUACCUUCAUGUGAACCAAAUUUUUUAUGCAACGCCUGUUUGACUAA